Astrephomene gubernaculifera is the source of this 2687-nucleotide messenger RNA. The record is from the annotation of a GenBank genome assembly. Lineage: Eukaryota; Viridiplantae; Chlorophyta; Chlorophyceae; Chlamydomonadales; Astrephomenaceae.
GAGCUCAGCUCGCCUUGGCGUUAUACGGUUUGUAGUGAUAAUACCUCUUUAUACCCUUUCCUGAUGGCUUUUUGAUAGUAAUGGGGUCCUGACCCCAGAAGACUUAGCAUGGCAUUCGCACAGCAAGCAAGGUGUCCGGCGCAGCCCAACGGCGUGUCGCGUUCGCAACCACUCAGUAUGCAUUUUACUUCCACCGCGUCAUUUCGCUCAGCGCUGUCGGUCCCAGGUGGGGCCAUGCGCCCGAGUAAGGCCCGCUUGCUCGGCGUCUCAGCGUCGGGCAACAUCGUGGAAGGUCAUGUGACCUCAUCUCCACCGGCGCCUUCUGGCUCAGCAAAUGUUGCGAACUCGGGACCGCCUUCUCCCCUCGUCGAGGGGCAGCUGGCGACGGCUGUGACGCCCUCAGCCUUGGGCUCCCUGGACGACAUGGCCGCCUUCGUGGAGCGCACCCGACAGGAGGAGGAAAACAUCCGGCGGAGACGCGAGGAGGUGGAGCUGCAGCUGCUGCGCAUGCGGCAGCAGGAGGCGGUGCGGCAGCAGCAGGCGCUCAAGCUCAAGAUGGCCUCGGAGCGGGCCAACGCCGCCGUAGUGCUGCGCGAGCAGACCGGCGCGGCGGCACCCGCAGCAGCAGCAGCAGCAGCCGCAGCAGCACCUGCAGCAGCAGGCCCGACACAGCAGCAGGAGGGGGAGGACGGCCAUGCGGGCGCUGCAGCCGCCUCGGCAAGCGGGGGUCCAGGCAGCCUGCCGGCGGGGGGGCCGCCCCGCAAGAAGCUGAUGCUGAAGAAGAGCAAGCGCAUGAGCGCAAUCGCGGCGGCAUCGGGGCUGCACCGGGUGACGCCACCCCUUGGCUCCUCCUCUUCCUCCCCGGCCUCCCCUGCCCCCCGAGGCUCCUCCGCCGCCCCCAGCAGCAGCGGGGCGGGCGGGGGGCUCCUGCAGGCGGGAGGCAGCAGCGGGGGCGGUGGCGGGGGCGGCAAGGCGCUUCUGUGUCGCGAGGAGCUGAUCGAGAAGAGCAAGGAGGGCGCGGGUGCGGGUGCCGCUCUGGGGGGCGGCGGCAGCGACUGCGAGUGCAGUGUGGACUUUGAGGAGGUGGUGGUGCCCAAACCCAUCUUCGUCAUAUCCGACUGCACAGGUGAGAGUGCUGCGCGCACCGUGCGAGCGGCGCUGAACCAGUUCGAGCUGCGCUGCCGUACCUCGGCGCCCGCGCAGAUCAUGAUCUUCCGCUUCGUAGAGUCCAUUGAGAAGGUGAUGAGCAUCAUCCAGGAGGCAGCCAAGGAGGACGCGCUGGUGGUGUACACGCUGGUAGACCCCAAGGCCGUCAAGGCGGUGCAGACCGCCUGCACGCUGCAGCAGGUGCGCUACGUGGACCUGUGGACCACCCUGCUGGACACCAUGGAGGUGCACCUCAACGCGGCCAGGAGCGGCGUGCCCUCCUCCCUGGCUGAGACGCGCCGCAAGCCCAAGGCCAGCCUCAACGACGAGUACUUCCGCAUGAUCGAGGCGGUGGAGUACACGCGCAAGAUGGACGACGGCGCGCACCCGCAGGAGUGGGCCUCCGCGGACCUGGUGGUGCUGGGCGUGUCGCGGUGCGGCAAGACGCCGCUGUCCAUCUACCUGGGGCAGCGGGGCUACAAGGUCGCCAACCUGCCGCUCAUCCCCGGCUGCCCGGUGCCCCGGGAGCUGUUCGAGAUCGACCAGACGCGCAUCGUGGGGCUCAUCAUCGACCCGCACGUGCUGGCCACCAUCCGCCGCAACCGGGUCAACAUGAUGGGUGUGGCGCGGGCGCAGGCGAUUGACUAUGCGGAGGUGCAGAAAAUUAACGCCGAGUUGGACUGGGCUCGCAAGCUCUACAACGCGCACCCCGAGUGGCCGGUGCUGGACGUGACCCUACGCGGUAUCGAGGAGACGGCGGCGCGCAUCCUCAAGCUGCUCAACGACCGGCGCGGGGACGCCUCGCCCAAGUGGGUGGAGGCCUACCACGCCAAGAUGGCGGCCAGCUCCGCAGCGCAGGCGCCCGCGGUGGGAGGGGCGGCGGAGGCGGGCGCCGGCUCGUACGGCAUCCCUGAGAUGAUUUACGGGGCGAAUGAGAGCACGUUCCUGAUGCAGGGGCUGUACUAGGGUGGUAGGCAGGAGUGCGUUGCCGUGUGUUGGCUGGCCGUGUAGGUCAAGAGGGGAAAGAUAAUGAUAAGUGCAGCAACUGGAGUCCCAAUCCCAAGAGGGGAGGAGGGAGGAAAAGAAUCGUGAUUGUAUAAUAUUAAUAUUGUAACUUUGACCGACCUGGUAGGACAGGAAGCGAGAUGUUGCGGUGCUAGCAAGACCCUGUGGUGCCCCACCAUGGUCACACAGGGAGGAGCUGCAGAUGCGGAGGGAGGCACUUCCCGAGGGCAUGCUACAGGCGGGGUGUUCCACGGGCAGUUAGUUAACAGGCGCUGUACGGCACUACAGGCCGCAUGCGUGCGCGCUAAGUGUGCUGAUGCUAGGAGCAAUGCUAGUAAGGUAACCCUGCCGGGUUGGACCACGAUAACGCAUGUCCGUAUAGCGUGCAUUGUUAGCGAGGCCCUCGUCCGCUCGGCCAGCGAACUUUGGAACAAGAAUUGUUGUGGGUGAUCCGCGCAUUCCUCAAGUUAGUACUGGUCACAACCCUCCUGCAUAUGAGAGAAACGAAGGGCGGUAUGUAACCCGGCCUAGCUUCA